Molecule: messenger RNA, 5139 nt
Organism: Poecilia latipinna (sailfin molly)
Lineage: Eukaryota; Metazoa; Chordata; Actinopteri; Cyprinodontiformes; Poeciliidae
Product: UPF0524 protein C3orf70 homolog B
Exons: 2
Coding region: 857-1711 (284 amino acids)
Biological process (GO): nervous system development
Source: RefSeq, a predicted model, not a curated record
UGUAUCUCCUGCUUUCUGCUGGGUCAGCUUCAGCAGGAACAGAGGGAGACCCGCAGCUUUAAACUGCUUUAACAUAAAUCAAUGGCUCAUUCCAGGUAAAUCUCAAUCUGACGUCCGGUCCUGAGCAGGUGUUAGGGUUGCCCCCUAGCGGCUGGAGAUCAGCUGGAAUCUUUUGCUUUACAAUGCCGCUAUUUUCAUCAUUAUUAACCAUUUUCUGCAUCCUUUAUUUGAUUGGUUGCACGAUUCCACCCACGUAGCCUGUUUUCUUUUAAGGAAUGCUCCGUGGCUUUUAAUUACGGCUAAUUAAAAUACAUCCUGAACAAAUCGACACUUUUAAAGUCCAGUUCUUUAAGGUUUGUUGGAGACGACGGAUUUCAUAUUCAAGCCUUGAUCUUUGAAGUUGUGUGAGGAGCUGAUGAAAGCCCUUGGUUGUGGCGUUUGAAGUGCGCACAGCAGCUGGCUUUGUGUUCGCGGGGCUCCUCCCGUUUCUGUGAUGAAGUUCGGAUGCGCGUCACCAAAGCAGCGCGCACAGCUGAGGAGCUUCCCCGACGCCACGCCACGGCACGAGAGAUGGGGAGAUGCGUGGAUCACGAUCACGGGAGGCUUCGAAUGUGACAUUGCCCGUCGUUUGUACUUCCACAGAACGCUGUGCCACCCUUUGUGUGAGCACUGACCGAGCUGAUCUAGAUUCAGAAGACCCAGCAGCAUCUAUCCACCCCCCCUCCCCGACCCCCCCUUUUCUACAAAGCUUCCUUGGCUGCGUGGACCGUGAAAAACCUCUCGGAUCGGUUUUAGUUUUACUCCAACAUACCGUGCGUGCGUUUUGAAAACAAAAUUGGAUCCGGGAAAUGUUGGCAUGGCCGCCUCGGGAGCUCAUAAGUGUCCGAAGAGUGAGAAGUUGGACGAGGCGCAGGCUCUGGCCAAGAGCUGCGCGGGGAGACCAGACUUCCUGCCGUGUGAUGGACUCUCCAUCUGCGCGACGCACAGCCACGGGAAGUGCUUCAAGCUGCACUGGUGCUGCCACUUGGGCUGGUGUCACUGUAAAUACGUGUACCAGCCCAUGACCAAUGUGUGCCAGCUGCCCAGCACAGCUGUGCCGCCCGUCGGUUCAGAGUGCAGCGACACCAUGGACCUCUCCGUCUCUCUGGCCGAGCGCUUCCUGAAGCUGGCGCCCAGCUUCCAGUCUCCGCCUCACCUGGAGUCUCCCAAGUACUGCGUCAUCGCGGAUCUGUUUGUGGACGACUACAUUGUCAAAAGGAUCAAUGGGAAGAUGUGCUACGUGCAGCGGCCCCUGCCUCCCUUACCGGAACCGCCUCGACCUCCCUCCCCUCAGCCGCCCGCUCCAGCUACACCUCAAAUGCCUCCUAAUCCCAGUCCGCCCGAGCAGCCAGUGAGCCCGAAGCGGCAGGCUCCUGCUCCGCCGGUCCCACAGCCGUACAGCGAACAGAAACACCUCUCCACUGUCGAGAAACUAAAAGGCCCUAAAAUGGACCACUGCUCGUCCCCGUCCAGCUCCGAGGACUCCGGUAUCAACGCGCUGGGCCUCCACUACCUGGAGUCCUGCGAGGAGGGAAGUGAGGACGAGGAGGACGAGUUGAGCACAGAUGGAAACUCGAGCCCUGGUAGCCUCUGGGACCAAGACGACUGUUCUCUUCUCUCCCCCUCCAAGUCAAUGAUAGAGAUCAUCGAAAAGAUUGAAACAACUGUCUAACUGACAUACAGAAACCACUCGUGAAGAGGACCAACGGAGCGGUGUCCAACAGAGAACAGCACUCCGGGAUUUCAUUUUCCACAGACUCACAGGGAGCAAACCUCAAUCUAGUGGUUCUGUAGGGUAUUUGCAAGGACGCUUCAGGCUGAAUUUCUUCUCCUGCAUGUGGCUGAAGACUAUACAGCCACAAAUUUCACAGAACCUCUUUACUGCCCAAUCCCCCUGCAUGGAGUUCAUUUCUGAGACUUAUUGGAAUCAAGGAGGAAGCACAAAAAUCUCAAGGAUGUGAACAGUGGACAGAAAUUCAAGAGUAGAGUAGAAACACGUCAAAACAGACACAAAAGAUAUAAACGAUAGGGUUUUUUUUGUGAUUUUCUUGUGUAGGUAAGUUACGGGAGCUACAUUAUGUAGGAACAAAUUUGUUCUCUGACAACAACGAACAGUGAGGUAACUCUUGGUGUUCUCCAAUUGUCAGUCUUCAGUCUCAUUCAACCUCCAUGUUAUCUCUUAUUCACUGGUAAGCGACUCCACCCACACACACGCUACUAAUUCUGACAUUUUAGCAUAAUGAUUGCGAGGCCGGCUACCUCUCAUGGGCCUCAACUACAUCAGCCUUUUAACUCGUUAAAGACUCGCCUCCAAGCUGCCCAGACGCUGCCUGCUUCUGUCGCAUUACGGAAAAAAAUAAAAAAGCUUUCAGAGGUCACAAUUCAUCCGCACUUUACCGACGCCAUCACAGGCGGCAGGAAGGUCGGGAUCUGACAAUCAAGAAUUACACAGAAGCACAUUGCUACACGGUAGCUGCCACUAAAGACCACUUCUACGACUAAUUACCACACAUUACUAUGUUCUUCUGACCACCUUUGUUUGAUCAAACGUAUCUAAACUGUAGAUCACAGGUCAGAUUUUUAGAAGUGGGGUUCUGUGGAGAGCGAUUGAGUAGUCGGUGUGCUACACUUACCGGUAGGUGGGCAAUAAUAAAUACAGCUCACUAAAGAAAACAAUAUGAUUAUAGGUUCAUGAAGACAAGACAAGAAGAGAUUUUAACUGGAUUUUGGGGAAACAAAGAAUGACCCAUGUUUCUGUUUUCACAUAUAAUGUAAAGGUUUUACAAACCACAAAGAAUCUUAUCUGUAUGGGAUAUUCUACUCCAGGUUAUUCUGGUUGAUAUAUUAUGGUUUCCAUACAUGUCUAAAUUUAAGGGGGUCCUAAUUCACAUAGAAACAUUCAAAAUGUGAUACAAUGCACACAAGCAGAGUUAAGGUUUUCUAUGUUUCAGACUGUGCUUUUUAGAAUCUCUCUACAGUGAAAAACCACCCAUUUCAAGCUUGAUCAAUCUAUCCAUUUUACAUUUUUGAAUUAACAUACAGCAGUACAGAAUAGGAUCCAUAAUAUAUAAUAACAUAUAGAAUAAUAAAAUAUAGGAACAGAAAUUAUGAAAGAGUCCAGAGUCAUUUAAAAAACAUUGUUUUCCUUUACUUUAGCAUUAACAGGAAGCUGCAAAGCGGACAGUAAUGUUUGCAUCGCUAGUAACUGUUAGCUAUACGUGUAUUCCUAUAAUGCUUACAAACUAUUCAUAAUUUAUCUGUCACUCUUCCAACUUUUCUGCUGAGUAGCUAAAAUCCUGAUAGUUAAGAACUUUAAAAGUGGUGGAGGUUUUUCAGUGCUGUGGUUUACCAACCCGACGGCGUCUGCAUUAGCUAACUUUGUCAGCAGAACAGUGCAACAGCUCAAUAACUACUUCCUCAUACUUCAAAAUAAGUCUUAAGUAUAUAAAAAGAACAGGGUACUAAGAUUAAAUGCUCACCAUUUCGUUCAGUGCUCAGAAUAAUAGCUUACAUUUAUUUUGACAGAUAGUCACAAGCUGGCAGCAGCUGGAUAGCAGUUUACAACACAGGCUUGGAUUUGAUGAGUAAUAUUGUGACAUUUUAUUGUCUUGAGAUCUGGCGCCAGAAGAUCUUAUUACACCACUGCUUAACAGAGGUAGAUUUCUGUCUUUAGAUGUCAGAAACUCACUUUGGUUUGGGCCCUAAACUGAGGUGUGGAAAGCCAAUUAGCAAUAUCUAAGUAUGUAGUUUUUAAAAACGUGUACUUUUUUCCAUCUGUUAUGCAGUUUAAUAUAUUUUUUAUAUGAGAAAUAGUACCAGAAUGACCCUAGUUUUUUUUUAAAAUAAAUUAAGUAUCGAGUAGUGGAUUAAUGCCACCCUCCCAAACAUUGCUGUGCACUGCUAUUCAGCUGGCUGCCUUUUUUCCCUCUCACAAGCUUUUAGCAGGAUGUAUGUUAACAACACAUUUCUUUGUUGUUGCUUAGAUUGAUAAAUCACAAUCACAAUAUUUUAACUGAAAUAAUCAAUCUAUCCAUUCAUCCAUCCCACCAUCAUUUAUACCCACUUAUUCAUUUAGGGCUUUUUGGGAGGUUGGUGUCUUUCUCCAGCGGUCAUGAUCUAAAUAAACAUAAAUAAUGUUAUUUAGGUAAGUCUAUAUAUUUUUAUCCGCUUUAUUUAAUCUAAAUAGCAUUUUUGCUCAAGGGUAUUGUACCAUGAGAGUGUAUGCAGAGAACUAAUUUCUCUUCCUGCAGACUGAGCUCGAUCAGGUAGUCAUCUACUGCAAGCAGAAUACUGACUGCUCACAACAACUCCACAGAACCCCAGUUCAAAUAAUUUGAACCAUCCUGUUAAAAUAGAAUCAUAUACAGAUCUUUAUAAAGAGCCAGAUAUUAAAAUUGCUUCAACAUAUCUCUGGCACAGCAAACGUAGGAGAAUGCUAAAGACUAUUAAGAUACAUGAUAUUGGCUCAAUUUGCCUAACGUAUUCUUUUAAAUCAAUAUUAUAACAUGACCGCAUAUUCAUUGGCUUUAGGUGCUAUUAAUGCAUCUAUUAUGAUGAAUCGAAGGAGUAGGCAGGGAAAGAAGUAGAUUAGAAUAGUUUGUCAAAGUUAGUUUGUACUAUUGGACAGAAAUAAUCACUUAUUGCACCUUUAGAGGGAUAUUACAAUGUGAGAUGGGAUGUUGCAUAGGUGUUGUGAUGUGGUUGAUAUAACAAGACGUGAGCCAGCCUUUUUAUUAGUUGGUUAAAUUAAGCGGGCUGGAUUUUUUUUCUUCCAUUUCUCUCUUCCUUUUCCUUUUGUUCUUUUGUUUUUACAGUUCAUUUGUCAAAAGCUAUCAGCAAAAAUUACCAAAAUCUUCACAAGUGUUGCUGAAUUUCCUUAAGCACAGAAAGAAGUCAUUUUGCAUGACUGCAUUUGUUCUAGCAAAUAUAUAUCUAUAUAUAGUUUAACAAAUUUUGUGAUUCUGUGUGAAAAAGAUAAGACGACUCCUAAAUCAGGGUGACAUCUCGUGGAGCAGAAUCCUUAUUAAUGCAGUUCAAAAUGUAUGUUACGUUCUUAUUAUUGUUAUAUUAUUUUCCUAUGAAUAAAUCUUAUGAAACUGA